AUGGUCACCUGAUACGAAGUGAAACCACACCACACCACCGUCGGAGGAUUCCUGUCCCUGCCCACGCCGCCGCCUUCGCCGCCGUCCGCCGCCCCCGCCGCUGCCCCAGUGGAGAUGGCGCCUGGCACCACCCUCGCCCCCAAGCGCCGCAAGGCAGAGGCGUCCCCUUCCCCUUCCCCUUCCCCUAUGGGGGAUUCUUCCGACGGCGGCUACAGCGACUCCGACCUCCACGACGCCGAGGAAAGCUUCUACUCCGCGAGGAGCGGCUCCGAGGACGACCGCCAAGUUUCCUCCAGCAACGACGACGACGAUAGCGAGGAGGAGGAGCAAGAGGAGCGGGAGAUGGAUGAGGAGGAGGACGAAGAGGAUGAUGAUGAUGAGGAGAUGAAUGAGGAGGAUGACGAGGAUGAGGGGGAGGAGAUGAACGAGCUCGAGAAGGAGUACCGCACGCUCCAGACCAAUCAACAAAAUAUUUUGGAGACAUUGAAACAGCACAGAGAUGACGAUGUUUCGAAGGGCCAGGCGGUCAAAAAUCAAAAGGUGUUGUGGGACAAGGCACUCGAGAUGAGAUUCUUGCUGCAAAAGGCAUUUUCCACUUCAAACAAGUUGCCCAAGGAACCCAUCAGGUCGAUGUUUUGUGAUCACAAUCAGGAGAUAGAGCAAGCUUAUCUUGAUCUGUUGAAUUCAUCGAAGCAGACUCUUGGUUCCAUGAUGGAGCUUCAGGAGGCCUUGCUGGAGAGGAAUCGUGCUACAAAGGAUGUAACUGAUACUGAUAAUUCUUCAGAGUUGAAUGGAGAGGAUGAUGAGUGGUCAGAAGUUCAGAAAUUGCAGAAAAGGAUAACUCCGUUCAGAAAUAGUGAGAUAGAUAAAUGGCAGAGGAAAACACAAGUGACAACCGGUGCUGCUGCAUUGAAGGGAAAGUUGCAUGCUUUUAAUCAGAAUAUAAGUGACCAAGUUACUAGUUACAUGAGAGACCCAAGCAGGAUGAUUAACAGGAUGCACUUGAGAAAAUCUACCCUCGGUGUAUUUGGGGAGGAAGUGGGAGAGCAUGAAAACAAUAAGGAGGAGAACAAUACGGAAGGUGAUCCUGAACUUGUUGACGAUUCUGAAUUUUACCAACAACUUCUAAAGGAGUUUCUUGAGUCAUGUGAUGCAGGCGCAUCUGAGUCAGCAUUUUAUGCUCUAAAGAAGCAGCAGCAUAAAAAGAGAAAACUGGUUGAUCGUCGUGCUUCGAAGAGCAGAAAGAUAAGAUACCAUGUCCACGAGAAGAUUGCAAAUUUCAUGGCCCCAGUACCCAUGGUUAUUCCUCCAAUGGCUCCAAAAUUGUUUGAGAAUUUGUUUGGGAUGGGAAACCAAAAGUCGACCACAGCGUGAAUGCUUGACGAUGAUACUGCAAUGUUGACAUUAGGACGUAUAACCCUUUCUUGACUUAUAAAGGCCAGUCGUGUCUCGUAAAGAUUCUGAUUUGAUCAAAUUCGAUGGUAUCCGUGUUGGACUGGGGAACUGCAUUUCGAUUCAUACUCAUAUUUGUUUAGCAAUCUGGUUCUUAACUGACGAGUAGUUAUUAAGAGGGAUCUCUAUGAAAGAAUUUGGAGGAUAAUUUAGAUUAUCAGAAUUUGGAGGAUAAUUUAGAUUAUCAGUUGAGGUCGUUUCAUAGUUUGUAUGUUUUUCUCUUAAGAAUAGAGCACCAAUUAAUUCUUGUGAUGUCUUGUAGCGAGUAAUCUUGGAUUUGAUCAUUAAAGAUAGAUCAUGAAUUUGAAAUGUAUCUUCUGAAAAAUAUUACUCCCUCUGUCCUAGGUAGAUCAUGAAUUUGAAAUGUAUCUUUUGAAAAAUAUUACUCCCUCGGUCCCUUUUUAUAAAGGCA
Molecule: messenger RNA, 1864 nt
Organism: Oryza sativa Japonica Group (Japanese rice)
Lineage: Eukaryota; Viridiplantae; Streptophyta; Magnoliopsida; Poales; Poaceae
Cellular component (GO): nucleolus; nucleus
Source: RefSeq, a predicted model, not a curated record